UGGCCAGUAUGGUUGCUAAGCGGCGAAAAACGCUUUACUUCAUUGACGAGGCGGCUACAUCAUUUUUUAGCUAUUUUCUCUGGAUAUGAAGUCACAUCGUCAUCCACUUUCGAUGACUAUGUCACCGGACGAGCGCUGUUCAUUCAAUUUGGCAUUAAUCACGAAUACUGCAGAUAUUGUAUUCGCAAUGAUGACUUAGUUUUCUCGUACUUUUCUCGUGCCCCUACGAUGUGUAUGCAAUCCACCUACUAGCUGUUGUGCAAACUGUAAAACUACUACUGCACAAAUGCAUUUAAAUUCAAGCGCAAACACGUAAAGAGUUGCCUGGGGAGGCGGAAUUAUUUUAUCUGGGUUCGACUGGUCUGGUCUCGGGAGUUUCCUGAGGGCGCAAUGUUUGACUGUCAUGGAGGAAGCGUUCAAGUAACACAGCUAUAACGCUGUCACACAAUGGCCUCAGUAUUGGAGGAUCCCUGCGUGGAAAGGACCUUUAAGGGCCACAAAGAUGCUGUUACCUGUGUACAUUUCAGUCCAAACACUAAGCAAAUAGCCUCUGGUUCCGCAGACAAGAGCUUGAUGAUCUGGAAUCUGUCCCCCAAGGGGAGGUCUCUGCGCUUCGUCAACCAUCAGGAUGUCGUUACCUCGGUGCAGUUCUGCCCCGUGGGAAGCUUGGUGGCGACCUCCUCCAAGGACAGGAUGGUACGACUGUGGAAGCCGACAAUGAAAGGAGAGUCCACGGUGUUCAAAGCACACACAGCCACCGUGCGCAGUGUCGCCUUUUCCCAUGAUGGCCAAAGGCUUGUGACUGCAUCCGACGACAAGACCCUGAAAGUGUGGAGUGUCGGCCGGCGAUGUUUCAUGUACUCGCUAACUCAGCACACCAACUGGGUGCGAUGCGCCAGGUUUUCUCACGAUGGCCGCCUCAUAGUUUCCUGUGGGGAUGAUGGCACCGUCAGACUGUGGGACACGUACAGCAAAAACUGCAUCAACUGCUUCAGUGAUUACUGCGGUUCAGCAACCUUUGUGGACUUCAACUCAAGAGGCACCUGUAUCGCAUCGUCUGGGGCUGACAGCACGCUUAAAAUCUGGGACAUACGCACCAAUAAGCUCAUCCAGCACUACCAAGUCCACAGUGCAGGCAUCAACAGCUUCUCCUUCCACCCGUCCGAUAACUACAUGAUCAGCGGCUCUAGCGAUGGCACAAUCAAGAUUCUGGACCUACUAGAGGGACGCCCCAUCUAUACGCUGCAUGGACACAAGGCCGCUGUACUCACUGUGUCUUUUUCUGGUGCUGGGGAUCACUUUGCUUCUGGAGGAGUGGAUUCUAAGGUGAUUUUGUGGAAGACAAACUUUGACACCAAAUCCUACCGGGAAGUUCUCCAGCAACACAGCAGGAGGUCCACGCCCAUUCCCUCUCCCCACCUGACUGACAUCCACCCCCGCGCACCGUACCCUCACCUGGCACAGCCUCCAGACAUUCAGGUCAGUCCAGCCGUGGCAGACACCCAAACACCUGACCCACACGUCACAGAGAUACGGGACUCUGGUCAAGACAACAUUCCUUGCCCAGACCCUAGCUCCAGUGGCCCCCAGCACCACAGCCCCGUCCAUGCCGCUGAUGCUCCAUCUCAUCGUCCCGCCACCAUGACGGACGAUGACGACAGUACAGAGGAAGACACGACAGAGGAGGAAAGCAGCAGUGAGGACGUAGAGGUCCAAACCCGGGCGGCCUACAAAGGUAGUAGACAAAAACCACAAGAGGACGUGACCCGAAGGGACACCCGAGUGGAUCGCGAAGGUACUCGAGGAGAGGACAAGGCCAGGAAGGACACCCAUGUAGACAAAGAAGUACAUCGACGAAAACAUCGGGAGAGGAAGACCAGACGGGACACCGAAGUGAGCAGAGAAGGAAGUAGACGAAAGCGAAGAGAGGAUGAGCCCAGAAAGCAACAUCCUGACGGUCAUCAAGCCACUCAGCCUCCCCUGAACUCCAUCCUGGAGCACAUUGUUCAACAGUUGGAUGUCCUCACACAGACUAUUUCAUUGCUGGAGGACCGUCUCACUAUGACAGAGGACAAGCUGCAAGAAUGUCUCCCAACGGCACAGCAAACACAAGGAGCAGGCAGCAGCAAGACGGACAAACCGCCUUAGCACCACCUGAGAUGAGACAAAGCAUGAUUAGCAUAUUAGAUGUCCCUGUGAUUCUGUUUCUACCUCCAGAAGCAUGAAAACAAGACAUUUGCAAGCUUUACCUUCACAAGUAAAUGUCAUGUAAUUGCACAAUUACAAUGACAUCCUCUUUUAAAAUAUAAGUUAUGUAAAUAAAGGUCAUUUUUAACACAUACAGAUUAGUCAUAGUUAUCAUUCAUUGACCAGGAAGUCUACACAAAAGAAUUUAUUUCAUCAAUGGAAGAGUCUACCCCCAAAAUCCCAAUGGUACCAACCGUUUGUUCAUUUGCGAUAUAAUAUGUGGAACUGUGAACUGUACUGUGUGAUGUACUCAGGUAGAACUUACAGUAUAUA
Messenger RNA from Doryrhamphus excisus (bluestripe pipefish), 2520 nucleotides. It is a transcript of the gene poc1b, whose product is annotated as POC1 centriolar protein B. Gene Ontology annotation, biological process: cilium assembly. NCBI's taxonomy places the organism in Eukaryota, Metazoa, Chordata, Actinopteri, Syngnathiformes, Syngnathidae. Gene Ontology annotation, cellular component: ciliary basal body; centriole. The record is from RefSeq and is a predicted model, not a curated record. Gene Ontology annotation, molecular function: protein binding.